UGUGUAUAUAUCCCAAGAGACGCGCCGCCGCUUCUUCGCCUUUCCUCGUGAAGUCUUAAAGCUUCGAUCUUUUCCUUUGAAUAUACAAAACUCACGUCGUGUUAAGCAAUACCCACAUGACAGAUUGACUAAAGAUCAGAGCUUUUUUUUUGCUAUUCUCUUAUUCGGGGUUUUGACUCGCUUUGAAGUGUGAUCAUCAUGAGAGCGAGAUUGGUUGUUUUCCCGAUUAAAGGGAGGAAGUGGUGUUUCAGCAGAUCCGUCGAUCCUCUCGCUGCUCAAUCUCCGUCCGGUGUUACUCCGACCACUGUGCGAGGUUUAUUGAAGAAGAUAUCGUCUGAAUCUAAGCCCAUCAAUGCCAACGCUGAGCUUCUUGUCGAUUUCAUCUCCGACAAGAUGAAUAAGGCGUGGAUGGGUCUUGAGAUAGCACCUGAAGGGUCAAUGAAGAACAAGAUUCAUGGGUUAGGAUUGAAGCUUCUGGCUCGUGUGAAGCCGUCUGAGAUAUUCUUGAAGUCUAUAUCUAAGGAGGUCACUUCCGUACAAGUCUCUUACCCUCCUAGUUUAGAUCCUAGACUUGUACGCAGAAGACUACGCCACAUUGCUAUGAGUGGAACAAUCUUGCACAAGAAGUACCUGAUUGGUUCAGUAACUUUGCUUCCAUUGACCACUGCAUUCACGGUAUUGCCAUUACCAAACAUACCAUUCUUCUGGGUCUUAUUCCGCACUUAUUCUCACUGGCGAGCUCUUCAGGGAAGUGAGAAGCUGCUUAAGCUCCUCUCAAACCAUUCAAAUCCCCAAACUGAUACUGCAGAUGAAAGCAAUAACAACAAACUGGAACAAGAGGCUCAAUCUCCCACAUGUGUUUUGCUGCCAUCAGAAGAGUUAUACAAGCUACUAGGUGAAGCUAGUGAGGAAGGUCUUGAUGAGGAGACUAUAGUAGAGAUUUGCAAAUUGUUCCAUCUCAAUAAGAUCGAUGUUCUUAAAUAUCGCAAUCUAGUCUAACUCUUUUUGUCAUUUUAGGCACUUUUUCGUUGGAACUACUGUUUCAGAUGUUUGGGAGAUAACUUACGAGCCAAUUCUUUCCUCGUGUUUUGAUUCGUUGGAACUUUUAAAAAGGUCUUUUUUUUUCUUU
This is a messenger RNA of Brassica oleracea var. oleracea, 1129 nucleotides long. RefSeq lists its product as uncharacterized. Gene Ontology annotation, cellular component: mitochondrial inner membrane. NCBI's taxonomy places the organism in Eukaryota, Viridiplantae, Streptophyta, Magnoliopsida, Brassicales, Brassicaceae. The transcript is spliced from 8 exons. The record is from RefSeq and is a predicted model, not a curated record. Gene Ontology annotation, biological process: proton transmembrane transport; potassium ion transport. The coding region runs from base 199 to 999 and encodes 266 amino acids.